This is a messenger RNA of Cydia fagiglandana, 474 nucleotides long. RefSeq lists its product as uncharacterized. The transcript is spliced from 2 exons. The coding region runs from base 109 to 267 and encodes 52 amino acids. The record is from RefSeq and is a predicted model, not a curated record. NCBI's taxonomy places the organism in Eukaryota, Metazoa, Arthropoda, Insecta, Lepidoptera, Tortricidae.
UGACAUUUAAAAACAAAUGAAAGCUUAGGUAAUGGAAAUAUUAGACGGAAAAUAUCCAAAUAGCCUAUUUCUUUAAGUUCAAUUCGAUAUCCCGACGUAAUCCUCAAAAUGAACGUCCGGGCGUUUAUAUCAAAGAACCUUCUGGCCAUAGUCAUGGUACCAGCUAUCAUUGGCAGUCACUACACUUGGUACAAGCUUCAGCAAGAUGACAGACUAGUUUCUAAGGAGGAACGCGAUAAAAUUCCAAUAUUUACUCAAUUUUUUUAGAUUUUUUUUCUAUUGUUUCAUAGUUCUUCAAGAAACUGGGUUCUCUGGGUGGCAACAGCGAGUGACCAGAACUGCAGAUGAAGUCUGUAAAUAUGUAAUAUACCACUGGGAGAUCGAGUGAUGCUUUUAGAAAUAAGUUAUUUUUAGUAAAUUUUUAGUGCUUUUUUUGUAAUGUAAGAAUAUUAUUAAAAGAUAGUAAAAGAUAUU